Molecule: messenger RNA, 963 nt
Organism: Nannospalax galili (Upper Galilee mountains blind mole rat)
Lineage: Eukaryota; Metazoa; Chordata; Mammalia; Rodentia; Spalacidae
Gene: CUNH6orf163
Product: chromosome unknown C6orf163 homolog
Exons: 5
Coding region: 1-963 (320 amino acids)
Source: RefSeq, a predicted model, not a curated record
AUGAUCAGAAAUCUAGAUUACACCAAUUUUGUUUGCUGUGCUGUUUGUAAUAAAAUAAUUCCACCAGCCCCUUUUGGGGAAACCUUUAAACGGAUCCAUGAAUACAAGCCAUUUAAGACACGCUUUUACACUCACAAAGAUAUACUUGAUAUUGGGGCAAGUAUUUUGAAUCAAGAAGAACAAUUUCAAGAGGCUGUACUCAAGGAAAACAUUGCAAAAGCAGAAGCCAACGUAUGGAGUCAGGCUCACAAACUCCAAAGACAAGCAGUGGAGAAAGCACUUGAAGACACAAAUGCAAGACACAAAUUUGAAAUUCAGGUUUUGGAAGAGAAACAUCAAAAAGAAUUAAAGGAUGUAGAAGCUAAAACCAAGAUGGAGAUGUUUCAAAGCAUGGAUAAUGAACUGAAGAGAGAACAUUCAGCUGCGGAGCAACGUAUGGUCCAUAGAAUCCAGAGGAUUAUGAUGGAGUGCCACAGAGAGAAGGUGGAGGCUGUGAAGAAAGCCAGGGAAGAAGAAAGACAGAUUGCUCAGGAAGCCAUCAAGUCUCAGAGAAGCAAGAUCAUGGAGGAACUUAUGAGCACUGGUGUAAUGACUAUUAAAGACCAGAAAGCAAGCGUGGGCCAGUUGAUAAGAGCAAAGGAGCAUGAAAUGAACACCUACCAUGGCUUGGCGCAGAGGCAGAAGCAAGAAGCAGCGCAGGAAGUGCUUCAAGAAGCAGAGAAAACCCACCAGGCCACUCUGGGCAAUGUGAUGGAUAAGCUGGUUAACACCCAGGGGGAGCUGAUGUCUGUAGCAAAGCAACUGGGAAUCAUGACAAACUGGAAAGAGUUUCUGGAGGAAGAAUUAGAGGAAACUAGGGUGGCGUUUCAAAAGUACAUCAAUUACACCUUUCCUAAGCUUUCACCAGGGCAUGCCAAUUUUAUUCUGCCAGAAAGAAAAAAAAAAGCCACCUUCCAAACUUAA